This is a messenger RNA of Tigriopus californicus, 1192 nucleotides long. RefSeq names its product protein Star-like. The transcript has 4 exons. NCBI's taxonomy places the organism in Eukaryota, Metazoa, Arthropoda, Copepoda, Harpacticoida, Harpacticidae. The record is from RefSeq and is a predicted model, not a curated record. The coding region runs from base 198 to 1160 and encodes 320 amino acids.
ACUCCAAGGACGAGGAAAGGGAGAGAGCCGACCAUGUCCAAGAAACUAGAGUCUCUACAAGAAACCAGCUAGGAAAUCAACUAACUUCUUUGCCUUCGUUUUGAAGCUCUCAUGACCUACUUGGCAAUGAAAAGAGGCGAGCGUUUUUCGACGGGCAGAUUGUUCUUGAGCCAGUCUCAUUCGUCUGGCAACCAACCAUGAGCAAGUCACAACGCUUAUCGCCGAGGAAAAAUGUCCUGGUGAUUUCGACUUGCUUGCUCCUUUCAUUUGCAUCCUUGUUCAUAUGGAUUGAACCUAAGGCACCGGUUUGGCCGAUGCAAUCUAUGAAAUGGGGUUUCAAUGAGUGGAAGUUACCAAAAUUUGAAAUGCCCUUUUUGUUAGAUGAGAACCAAGUCGUGACCCCUUCAAUGGACCAAUCUGAUGCUCUUCUUCACGCAUUGAUAAGGAGAGAUCACUUCAUUGAACCACUGGGACGACGGCUUCCUUACUUUUUGUCAAAUCCAACCAAAGACCCUUCAAUGGGACAAGGUCAAUCAAUACGAAAGUUGUUCCAGAACAAGACAAAUGGCUUUUUUAUUGAAUGCGGUGCUUUAGAUGGCGAGACUCGAUCGAAUACAUUGAGCCUGGAACGAGAUCUCCAAUGGACUGGUAUUCUCAUUGAGGGCGAUCCCAAAUCGAUCCCAAAAAUCUUAUCCAAAGGACGAAAGUCGUACGUGGUGCCACAUUGCUUGGCAACCAAAAAUAUAACUAUGAAAGUCAGUUAUGGCUCGUAUUUCAAUUUGGGUCGGAUUGUGGAUGAGUCGCCCGGCAAGAAAGACAAAGAGGUGGUGGACGUCAUGUGCUUGCCUUUGUUUGCUAUUCUCAAUGCCUUGAAGGUUCCUCAAGUGGACUAUUUUAGCCUUGACGUGGAAGGCAACGAGUUGGAUGUGCUCAAGACUAUUCCUUGGGACGAAGUUAACAUACUUGCUCUGUCCGUGGAAUUUACUCAUAUUGGAGAAUCUCACACCACUGGUACAAAGUCAGAACUACAAUCCUUCAUGGAGUCGAAAGGCUACCGAAUAGUCUCCAAAGUAACCAACGGCCACCAGUUGGCGAACGAUUUCAUAUUUGCCAAAAACGGUCUCUUUGAUGAUAUUUCUAUUGCUGAUGUGAUUUCUUAGACAUUGCUAUUAGAUAUUUUUAUUUGUAUUAA